Callorhinchus milii (elephant shark) is the source of this 2389-nucleotide messenger RNA. RefSeq names its product protein inhibitor of activated STAT, 1b (gene pias1b). The transcript is spliced from 16 exons. The record is from RefSeq and is a predicted model, not a curated record. Bases 282 to 2213 code for a protein of 643 amino acids. Gene Ontology annotation, molecular function: zinc ion binding; SUMO ligase activity; transcription coregulator activity. Lineage: Eukaryota; Metazoa; Chordata; Chondrichthyes; Chimaeriformes; Callorhinchidae. Gene Ontology annotation, biological process: protein sumoylation; regulation of transcription by RNA polymerase II.
GCGGGAAGAUGGCGGACGGUGCGGAACUGAAGGCUGGGGAGGGGGUGGCAGUGUAAGGGAAAAGCAGAAUCAACAACCCACAGCAGGGAUUGGGUGGUACAGUGAUCUGACAUGCAAUCCUCUUGUACCUGUCUUCAAAUCUACACUGGACUGACUGUCACUUUUUCCUCCUAGUUAGUUGAGGACAACCAGGCACCUGCAAUGCUGCUCUUGAAGCAGUCGCUAGGAGGGGCACAGAAAAGGCUGGGGGAUGUCAGAUUUCAUCCUUCUGUGUGGAGCAAAUGGUUAUGAGCCUAAGAGUGUCGGAGCUCCAAGUGUUAUUGGGCUAUGCUGGACGGAACAAACACGGACGUAAACACGAACUUCUGACAAAGGCACUGCAUUUGUUGAAAGCUGGCUGCAGUCCAGCUGUUCAGAUGAAAAUUAAAGAACUCUAUAGGCGGAGAUUCCCACAGAAGAUUGUGACCCCCACCGACCUGACUCUCCCUUCUGUCCACACAACGUCAGCUUCCAUGACUACACCACUGUCACCAUCUGCUAUCCCACAGCUCUCCUAUGACAGUCAUGCAACCACAUCGCCCCUGCUUGCUGUUUCUCUGAUGGGACCUAAACAUGAACUGGACCUGCCACACCUGACGUCAUCUCUUCAUCCUGUACAUCCAGAUGUCAAACUCCAGAAACUGCCCUUUUAUGACAUUCUCGAUGAACUGAUCAAGCCAACUAGUCUAGCUUCAGAUAAUAACCAGCGGUUUCAGGAGACGUGCUUCGCGUUCGCGCUGACACCACAGCAGGUUCAGCAGAUCAGCAGCUCAAUGGACAUAUCGGGGACCAAGUGUGACUUCACAGUUCAGGUUCAGUUAAGGUUUUGUUUAUCAGAAACCAGUUGUCCACAGGAAGAUCACUUUCCUCCUAACUUGUGCGUGAAAGUAAACGGAAAACCUUGCAACCUUCCAGGCUAUCUUCCACCAACCAAAAAUGGUGUUGAACCAAAGCGACCCAGCCGACCAAUCAAUAUUACCUCACUGGUUCGAUUGUCCACGACGGUGCCCAACACUAUUGUGGUUUCCUGGUCAGCGGAGAUUGGAAGGAACUAUUCCAUGGCUGUUUAUCUUGUGAAGCAGCUGUCUUCUGCACUGUUGCUUCAAAGACUAAGGGCAAAAGGAAUAAGGAAUCCGGACCAUUCCAGAGCAUUAAUCAAAGAGAAGUUAACGGCUGAUCCUGACAGUGAAAUAGCGACAACCAGUUUGCGGGUAUCCCUGUUGUGUCCUCUGGGGAAGAUGCGUCUGACAAUCGCUUGUCGGGCUAUCACCUGCUCACACCUGCAGUGUUUCGACGCGACUCUGUACAUUCAAAUGAACGAGAAGAAGCCCACGUGGGUGUGUCCGGUGUGCGACAAGAAGGCUCCGUAUGAAUAUCUAAUCAUUGACGGAUUGUUUAUGGAAAUCCUGAAUUGCUGCACAGAUUGUGAUGAAAUCCAGUUUAAGGAAGAUGGUGCCUGGUCUCCAAUGCGAUUGAAGAAAGAAAUUCAAGAAGUGAAUUCCACCUAUAAUGGAGUAGAUGGUGCGUGUAAAAGUUCUUUGACAGAACACAGACAGUCUCAUGACAACAGGAGGAUUGAGGUGAUCGAUCUCACGCUGGACAGUUCGUCCGACGAGGAGGAGGAAGAGCCGCCAGCCAAGAGGAGUUACCCUUCCAUCUCCUCCCCGUCACCGCCAAUCAAUAACAAGGGGGUGUUAAACCUGCACCAUCAGGCAUCGCCAGUCGCCAGAGCUCCAAGCAUGCCAGCGAUUGACACCAACUUUAUUUCCACGCCUUUUCAAGAUUACCGACAUUCGUACCACUUACCAACACUGCCGUACGAGCUGCAAGGCUUAGACCUAUUUCCCUUCCUACAAGGGGACAAUCAGCAUUACAACACGUCUCUGCUGGCCGCUGCGGCCGCCGCUGCCAGUGCAUCCGAGGACCAAGACCUCAUUCACUCGUCGCUCAACCGUUUCUUCCCGUACAGCUCGUCGCAGAUGUACCUGGAGCAGCCCAACUCCGCGCCCGUCAGCACGCUGGCCGUGACCAACGGCAACAGUAGUGGCAGCAAUAGUAGCCUGGUCUCCUCCAGCAGCUUACGGGAAAACCACGGACACGCUGCGGCAACCCGGAGCGCUGCCGAGACCGCGACCAUCUUUGGCGCUAUGCCCGACGUCAUCUCUUUGGACUAAAAGCUUCAGAAACAAUGGAUACGGAUGCUUUACGUGUUUGUUUUUGGGGGGAGGGAGGGGAAAGGGGGCAAGGAGGGGGAGAGGAGAAUCAGGAGAAGAGAAGGACGACCGUGUGGUUUGUUUCACCUUUUAAAAAAAAAAAAAAAAAAAAAAUUUUUAGAAAUGUAGAGACCCUU